Messenger RNA from Odocoileus virginianus texanus, 4831 nucleotides. It is a transcript of the gene PDHX, whose product is annotated as pyruvate dehydrogenase complex component X. Gene Ontology annotation, cellular component: pyruvate dehydrogenase complex; mitochondrion. Gene Ontology annotation, molecular function: acyltransferase activity. NCBI's taxonomy places the organism in Eukaryota, Metazoa, Chordata, Mammalia, Artiodactyla, Cervidae. The record is from RefSeq and is a predicted model, not a curated record. Gene Ontology annotation, biological process: pyruvate decarboxylation to acetyl-CoA.
AGAGUUCCCAUUGCUGCCCUUUCAGAGAAAAUGGCUUAGUUUGGAAUUAAUUAAUAAUUAAUAAGAUGUUAAUAUUGUUGGUUUUAAGUUGUCUCUGAGGAAUAACAUGUUGAAUGUAAAAUAACAUGAGAGGAGGAAAAUAAAUGAGGUUCAGUCUUUGUAGUGCUUUGCCCAAUAUCUGACUAUAGGCCUUGCAUUUAUAGAUGUUAAAUAAACAUAUCUGGGGAAGCUAAAAAUCUUGAAAGUUAAAUUAAAAAAAACGGGUCUACAGUAUUGCAUGUUUGCAGCCAGUGAACCAGUUUGUGUCAUUUUAGGAGAAAAUUUAUUGACAACAUUUAAAAACUAGGAACUGUUUAUCUAAACAGUCUAAAUUUUUGUCUUCCUUUGAAAAUUUAAAGUUAGGACCUAUAUGGUGACAGACGAUUGAGACUGAGUAAUGACUGUUCUCCUCAGGUAGGAAAUUACAUACUUCCUAGUUGACCAUUUUCUCUUUGUUACCUCUCAGCCAGCAAGACUGAAUGUCCUUUGAAAUUUGUCAUCACCUCUAAUUGUUGUUCUUUUCUUGUACUCUUAUCUCUAUGGAAAGCAGAAAACAGGAGAUAGGUUAGGAAAAAUGGGAGAAAGCAGUGUGUGAGUGUGUUUAUAAAGGAAGAAAUUUAUUAUAGAUUUAAUAUGAAAAUGAAGCAUGACUAAAUCUGAAGAAACUCACAAGGUGCUGCUAACCCACUUUCUCCUGUUUCCUCUAAGCAUCUGAGUUUUUGAUGGUGGUUCUAUAACAAGGAGAGGACUUCUUUGUUAAAGAGUCAGUGGUGUGGCAUGUUGACCUAUAACAGACUUCCAGACAUUUCUUGAGCAAAGGUGGGUUUAUUCGGGAUCUGCGAAAAAGAGCAGUUCGGGGUCUGCAACCAUGGGGAGUCAGAUGCUAAUCCCCACAAGCUCAGGAAAGAGAACACUUAAUACAGCAGGGCAGAGGAAGGUGGGAGGCUACAGUAAGCAAAGUGUCCACGGCUUUCCACUGGCUGAGUCCUCGCCAGGAAAGGAGAGGAAUCAGUCUUCUUCCUGUUGGGCUUUGCAGUUACUACAGGGUGAGGUCCCCCUUCUGGUCUCCCAACUCUAUUUAAUUGAAGUUUCUGUUUAUUAAUUUUCACAGUUAUUUUUUCAAAGCAUAAAUACUGUUUUAGGCCUGGCUCUAAUUAAAUCUUUCUACACUGAUAUUGGUGAGACUAUUACUGUUUUUUGAGUUCUUUAACCAUGGAAACAGAAACAUAUAGACGUGCUGAAAUAAAGAUAUAGGAUUUCUUAGAAGGAUACAACACCAGAGUGUCUGGGCCAUAUCCAUUUCUUGUAGGGCUCCCAUUGUCUGCUGUCUUUUCUCUGAUUUACGUUGGUUUUCCCCAUACUUGUCAAUCUACUCAUGGUUUUUCUUUUUCUAUCAUGUCAACUUGCCUUGCCUUAAUGCCGAUGCAGGUCCUUACAUUUGUUGCUCUUUCAGUUUAGUUCAAGCACACACCACCAUUUUUGUGAUCUAAUUCCAGAUUCCCUGGGCAGAGAAGCGGAUGACCCAAUAUAGGUCAGUUGUGGUAUAGAACACAGGGUUGAUUCGAUCAAAGACUGCAGUUCGGACAUUUCCUUUAAAAGGGAAGUGUGAGUUGGGAAUCAAUGACGUCUGUUAUUCUGACCACUUGAUUAAAGUAGAGUAGUGAAGUCCUUCGUUUUAAUUGUUUUGGGGUUAAGUAUUGACUAGAGAAAAUGGAUGAUCAAUUAAGCAAGUCAGAGUAGGCUACUCAGUAGUUGAGAUCUGUGGUCAUCUAAGGAAAACAGAAAGGGGAUGAAUGAGAUCUUAGAAGCAGCAGCAGGAGAAUCUGGUUAAGAUUUGGAUUAUCAGGAAGUACUUAGUACUACUCAUUGCUUUAAAACUUUUCAUUCACCAUAUGGAAGUGGGAUAUUCCAAGGAGCCAUUACAUACUGAACAUUCCCUAUUUGCUGGGCUUCAUUUUAAAUUCUUUCUGAACUUCCCUGGUGGUUUGGUGGUUAACGUUCUGCACACCAGUGCAGGAAGCACAGGUUCGAUCCCUGAUCGGAGAACGAAGAUCUACAGGCCACACAGCGCGGCCUGAAAAAAAAAAAGAUUCUUUACCUCUGUCACUUCUAAUCAUAAGAACCUUGCAAAGGUUAGCUGUGUUUUGUGGGUGAAGAGCUAGUCUGUGAGGUUUAGUGGUUUGUCCAAGGUUAGUAAGUGAAUGACUACCUUGGAACUAUGCACAUGAUACUAUACAGAGGAAGAACAGAGGUCCUUGCUUGUUGGAUAUCUUGGAGUAGACUGACUGACUAAUCAUGAAGUUGGGAACUGUAGACUGAAUAUUUGUGUCCUCCCCAAAGUCAUACAUUGUAACCUGAUGGGCAAUGAGAGGGUUUUAGGAGGUGGGGGCCUUUGGCUGGGGCCUGGGUCAGAGUGAGAGGAGCCCUCCUGAGUGGGAUUUAGUGCCCUUAUAAAAGAGACUCCAAAGAGCUGCCUCACCCCUUCCACCAUGGGAAGACACCACAAGAAGAUGCGCACUGUGAACCAGGAAGUGGGCCCUCAUCAGCCACCAUACCAAAUUGGCCAGCAUCAUGACCUUGGACUCUCCAGCCUCCAGACCGUGAGAAAUAAAUGUUUCUAAGCCGCCAGUCUCAGCUGAUCCUAUUAAGAUACUAAUGCCAUCACUGUCUCCUACAAUGGAAGAAGGGAACAUUGUGAAAUGGCUGAAAAAGGAGGGGGAAGCCGUGAGUGCUGGAGAUGCCUUAUGUGAGAUAGAGACUGACAAAGCUGUGGUUACCCUAGAUGCGAGCGAUGAUGGCAUCUUGGCCAGAAUAGUGGUGGCAGAAGGAUCUAAAAAUAUACGGUUGGGUUCACUGAUUGGUUUGCUAGUUGAAGAAGGAGAAGAUUGGAAACAUGUUGAAAUUCCUAAAGAUAUAGGUCCUCCACCACCAGCUGCAAAACCAUCAGUGCCUCCCCCCUCACCGGAACCACAGAUUUCUACCCCUGUCAAGAAGGAACACGCACCAGGAAAACUGCAGUUCCGUUUAAGUCCAGCUGCCCGAAAUAUUCUGGAAAAGCACGCGCUGGAUGCUAACCAGGGCACAGCCACUGGCCCUCGAGGGAUAUUCACUAAAGAGGAUGCUCUCAAACUGGUCCAGUUGAAACAGACGGGCAAGAUCACUGAACCCAGACCCACCCCAGCCCUGCCAACCACUCCCACAGCGCCUUUGCCCCCACAGGCUGCAGCCACUCCAUCUUAUCCCCGGCCAAUGAUCCCUCCUGUAUCCACUCCCGGACAACCUAAUGUAGAGGGCACAUUCACUGAAAUCCCAGCUAGCAACAUUAGAAGGGUUAUUGCCAAGAGAUUAACUGAAUCUAAAAGUACUAUACCUCAUGCAUAUGCUACUACUGACUGUGACCUUGGAGCUGUCCUAAAAGCUAGACAAAAUCUGGUCAAAGAUGACAUUAAAGUAUCAGUAAACGAUUUUAUUAUCAAGGCAGCAGCUGUUACACUUAAACAAAUGCCUAGUGUUAAUGCAAGCUGGGAUGGAGAGGGUGCAAAGCAACUGCCCUGUAUUGACAUUUCGGUGGCUGUGGCAACAGAUAGAGGUCUGAUUACGCCAGUCAUAAAAGAUGCUGCUGCUAAGGGUCUACAGGAGAUUGCUGACUCUGUAAAGGCUCUAUCAAAGAAAGCCAGAGAUGGAAAAUUGUUACCUGAAGAAUAUCAAGGAGGAUCUUUUAGUAUUUCCAACUUGGGGAUGUUUGGCAUCGAUGAGUUUACUGCCGUGAUCAACCCUCCUCAGGCCUGCAUUUUGGCUGUAGGGAGAUUCCGACCUGUGCUGAAGCUCACUCAGGAUGAAGAGGGGAAUGCCCAGCUGCAGCAGCGUCAGCUCAUAACGGUCACCAUGUCCAGUGACAGCCGGGUGGUCGACGACGAACUGGCCACCAGGUUUCUGGAAAGUUUUAAAGCAAACCUGGAGAAUCCUCUCCGACUUGCCUGAUCCUCAAAGAUAAGAAGUUGGUCUUUGGCUUAGUUAAUUGUAUUGCUGUUACUGAGAAACAUACACUAUAGGAAAACAAUUAGGUAUUUAAGUAUGAAGUGGAUGAAAUGUAUAUUUAUUUAAGGCGAAGGAGUUUGACCUGAGUUGUCUUCAUUUUCAUUCGGGUUUGAUGUUAUGGAAGUAAAUAACAAACUGUAACUAAUAGAAGGAUGAAAACAUGUGGUUAGUCACAUGCAUUUUUAGUUUAACCACUGGUGCUCUACUAAAGGGAUGUUAAACUAGAUGUAAAUUAAAUUAGAUGUUUGGCUCAGUGGAGCAUUUUAGGAUAUUUGAGGAUGUAUGAUAAACUGUAAAAUAAAAAAAUUUUAGAACUCUACCUUAACUGUGUUGGAAUUAGAAGUGGUCUUCAAAGAGAUACCCAUUAUUGUAGCAGUGGGACCUCACUUUUACAAGCACUGCUCUAGAUAUACUUGAACAAUUUAAUAUGUACAGAACUUUAUUCUGGAUACUAGUAAAUAAAUAAGAAUCACACUGUAUUAGGGGUUGUGGCAACAUUAUUGAAUUUUUUAUGUAUAUAAAGCCAUAUGUUUUAAAGUGGUUUUUAUCCAUCUUAUUUUACACUUCCAUGACACUGUGAACUUAAGAAGAAUUUUUUUAAAAAUUAAAGAUGAAGAAAGAGACCAAAAUAUUUGUUUUGAUAAUGAAUUAUAGUUAAAAUAUCUAAAACUUCAGAAAUAAACUGCUCGCUCACCUUCGUACUGAGUUGGAAUAUAUUAAAAUAAGUCAUGUGAUUUCCUGCCAAACAUUUUAA